Molecule: messenger RNA, 6597 nt
Organism: Struthio camelus australis
Lineage: Eukaryota; Metazoa; Chordata; Aves; Struthioniformes; Struthionidae
Gene: IKZF1
Product: IKAROS family zinc finger 1
Biological process (GO): regulation of transcription by RNA polymerase II
Molecular function (GO): RNA polymerase II cis-regulatory region sequence-specific DNA binding; DNA-binding transcription factor activity
Source: RefSeq, a predicted model, not a curated record
AAUUCCAUUAAAAGAUAAUAAUAAUCUGUACUCCAGUUUACCUCCCCAUUUAAGAAAUGGAAAGUGUUCACAAACAGAAUUUUGUCUGCUGGCAGCCAAAAGGCAGGAAGGAGUACUCGUUAGAAGUGUGCUGCUGAAGCUGCAGAAACGCUGAACGCAAGUCUUGUUAUUACCAAAGGCAGGUAAAUUCAGGAAUACUAGAGGAGAAGCUUGGCUUCCCGUCUUGCCGAAGCACUAGGAAUAGCGAAAGGGCAGGGGAAUAGUGACAGGAAUAAAGUGUCCUUCGUGUAUGGGAUUCCCUUCUUGUGUAUAUUUUCUUGGGAUGCUUUCUUUCUUUGGCUGGGCUUCACUGCACGCUGUGGAAAAAUGUGUAUUAAUCAACUGAUUAAUAGUAGCUAGGUAACCCUCUGAGAUGGUAAUAGAUGCACUGGCAUGACCUUUUCCUGCCUUUGUGUUCAGUCAGACUUGCAGGAGAAAUAAGGGACUAUAUACUGAGCACUUGUACCAUACCCCUUCCAUAAAUACACCACGUUUCCAGUAACUGAACAGGCUACCAAUAUAGGAAAGGUGCUGGGUUUUCCCUCCUUCAAGAGAAGCUGCGUUUCCCACCGACUUCUUUAUUAAAAGGGGACCUGCUGAAAGCUCUUCAGUCCCAUAGGAACUGAUGCAAAUUGUUGGGUGGAAGGAGGCUCUUUGCAUGGCUGCAAUCAUUUCUGAGAAUUAUGUAUAAAUGUUAAACAAAUUGCUUUGUCUGGGAUUAAAGUUUAAGACGAGAAUAAAGCAAAACAGAGCAUUGUUGAAUGUGAAGUAGCGCUGUGGUACAUGGGCAGGAUGUUCUCUGAGAAUGCAGAUCUUUUUAGCAAACUGCAGAGGCAAAAGCUUGUUCCCCAGCCUAUCUGUCUGCAGUCCUGCGCUCUACACUCUCUUUUUUCGCACGUCUGUGGUUGACCCGAUGAGGGAAGCCUCCUCUUGCAAGGGGGGCAGCACGAUAUUGGAUCUCAGAUGUACCGACCACGUUCAGAAGCAAGCGAAGAGACCGUACAACUUUUAAGAUGCAUAAAUACGACCACUGCUGUUACGCUUUGCCGCUGCAGUUCGCUGGGUAGCAGGCUGAAGGCUUGAAAAAAAUAAAUCAUGCAAGUGGGGCUGAAAAAGUUAAGAUAAUGUUAGUACCCCUUCUGUAGGAAGCCAGGCCACAUCCUCCUCUGCUUCCAACCCUCAAGCAAAUACAUCUUCUUUAAUUCCAGGAAAUCGGGUUGAUGGGGGAGGUAUCUCAAUUAUCAGGAACAGCAAAGACCCAGCUCCUCUGCUGCUCUGCGGUGAAGUCAGUCGCGCCGGCCCAAGGCACGACCCCGUAUUUCACAGCUGAGCAAAGAGUUUAUAGGGGCUUCCCCCCUCCCCACGCGAGGUUGCCUCAGCUGCCCACACCGCGCUUGAAGACCAGGAUCAGGUUGCGCUGGGACGACCUGCUCCGGCAGCGCCUUUGUUAUCCAAGGCCCUAGCAGCUGCCCGCGGCGGCCGCCCGGGAGACCUCGGGCGUGCCGGGCUGCGCUCCCAGCGCCACGUCGAAUUUUAUUUCUGCCCCACUAAGCCGGCGCCUGCUUCUCCCUGGUGUUUGUGGUCACUGGUAGCUCGCUCUUCAGAACAUUAUGUGUCGCAACAGCGGGGCUGGAGCUUCCCACUAUUACUUACCAGUCUGUGGAGCCAGCCAUCUGGCAGCAAAACAGGAAGGCUUGGGUUCCCUUUCCCUCCUGGGCUUGUUUCGCUAUUUUAGGGAGCUCUACUUCUCCCCGCGUAGCAGAAAGCCGGUGUGGGCUGAAGGAAGGACCGGCGGACGAGCGAGGGGCCGAAGCCCUGAGGCUGCUGUUCUGCCCAUCUGCUCCUGCUGGAGGUGUUUUCAUUAUUAAUGGCGGCAGUGGCGGUUGCUGCUCAGAUAUGCAGCCCUGCCUGGGUAACUUGAGGAAAAUGGAAACAGAUGAGGCUCAAGAUAUGUCCCAGGUUUCAGGAAAGGAAAGUCCUCCGGUUAGUGAUGUCCCAGAUGAUGCAGAUGAACCUAUGCCAGUACCAGAGGACCUUUCAACUAGUACUGGAGGACAGCAGAACUCUAAGAAUGAGAGAGCCUUGGCCGGUAAUAUUAAAAUAGAGACUCAGAGUGAUGAAGAGAAUGGGCGUGCCUGUGAAAUGAAUGGGGAAGAAUGUGCGGAGGAUUUACGAAUGCUUGAUACCUCGGGAGAGAAAAUGAAUGGCUCACACAAUGGCCCAGGCAGCAAAGCUAUGUCAGGAGUUGGAGGCAUUCGACUUCCUAACGGAAAGCUAAAAUGUGAUAUCUGUGGGAUAAUUUGCAUCGGUCCCAAUGUGCUCAUGGUUCACAAACGAAGCCACACUGGGGAACGCCCUUUCCAGUGCAAUCAGUGCGGAGCCUCCUUUACACAGAAAGGCAACCUUCUUCGCCACAUAAAGUUGCACUCGGGUGAAAAGCCCUUCAAAUGUCACCUGUGUAACUAUGCCUGCCGUCGCAGGGAUGCCCUCACGGGCCACCUGAGGACUCACUCAGUUGGCAAACCCCAUAAAUGUGGAUACUGCGGUCGCAGCUAUAAGCAGCGCAGCUCUUUGGAAGAACAUAAAGAACGCUGUCAUAACUACCUGCAAACCAUGAGCAUCUCAAGCAGCCUUUAUUCAGUCAUAAAAGAGGAAACUAACCAGAGUGAAAUGGCUGAAGACCUGUGCAAGAUAGGGUCAGAAAGAUCCCUCGUGCUGGAUAGACUAGCAAGUAACGUCGCCAAACGUAAGAGCUCUAUGCCUCAGAAAUUUGUUGGUGAGAAAUGUCUCUCUGAUCUUCCAUAUGAUGCCACCACCAACUACGAGAAGGAGAACGAGAUAAUGCAGACGCACGUUAUAGACCAGGCCAUUAAUAAUGCCAUCAGUUACCUGGGGGCAGAGUCUCUGCGUCCCCUUGUCCAGACACCACCAGGUGGUUCGGAAGUGGUGCCCGUCAUCAGCUCCAUGUAUCAGCUCCACAAACCUCUCGGGGACAAUCAAACUCGCUCUAACCAUACAGCUCAGGACAGCGCGGUGGAAAACUUGUUGCUGCUUUCCAAAGCCAAAUCUGUCUCCUCUGAGCGGGAUGCCUCUCCCAGCAACAGCUGCCAAGACUCAACAGAUACAGAGAGCAAUAAUGAGGAACGCAGUGGUUUAAUUUACCUGACAAAUCACAUAGGUCCCCAUGCCAGAAAUGGCUUAUCUAUAAAAGAAGAAAACAGGCAAUAUGAUGUCUUGAGGGCAGGUACUGACAAUUCCCAGGAUGCUUUCAAAGUGAUCAGCAGCAACGGGGAACAAGUGAAAGUUUACAAGUGCGAACACUGUCGAGUCCUUUUCUUGGACCACGUGAUGUAUACGAUCCAUAUGGGCUGCCACGGGUUCCGCGACCCUUUUGAAUGCAACAUGUGCGGCUACCACAGCCAGGACAGGUAUGAAUUCUCUUCCCACAUAACCCGAGGGGAGCACCGUUUCCACAUGAGCUAAAACUCCUCCGGCGCAGAUCCAGCCUCAGCAGCUGCGUUACUGGAGCUGCACGAGCAACGGCAGCAACGAAGCACAAGUCUACCAGACAGUACAAGUAACAACAACGUGAAACAUUCAGGCGCCUUGUCCCAUAAGAAAAGAUUUUUCUUUUGGUAGCAUGCAUUGCAGCUCAGUUUUCUAAAAUGAGUAUUAAAGUUUCUAUUGAAAAUGUUUGGUCAACAAAAACCUUUAGUGAUGUAAGUAGGAGCUUUUGUAGUCACAUAGCUGAAAGCCCUUUCCUUUAACUGUUGCUUCCUGCAAACCUCCCUUGCCCAAACUGUUACCCACGCACAGAGCGCACAGCACAGAUGAGAGCAUGACAGGCAGGAGCGGCCUGGCUUUCGGUCUGAGCAUCCCGCGCAUAGGGCUCUUGCACCACAUGUAUAUUUUCUGACUUCUUCGUAUUAUUUGGCUCAUUUAGGAAGAUUAAACUCAACUAAAGAUGGAGAGCCCCAUGCUGGAUGACUUUGCAGAUUGCUGGGGUAGGACUGGAACCCAGCCAGAGGGUCCUGAGUUAUUUUGGCAGUAAAAAGUAGAACUUUUCCACGUGCAAGGGUGCUGCUUGUAUUGAUGUCAUGGCAUGCCUUAUUUGUAUCACAAGGCAGGAGAGCAGGUAUGUGAAGGAUAUAAGAAACACCUUUGUAAUACACUCUGUGAAGUAUGGGUUGCAUUUAAUGUAUAGAAGAGGGUUUUGUUGCCUCUUUUUUCUUUAAAUAAAUUUUUUCUCUCCCUAUCCAAUAAAACCCCUUUUUUCUUAAAAAAAAAAACAAAACCUCUUCUCGCUGCAUAAACAACAGUUAUGAUGUAUUUAAUUUUUUUAGGUUGUAGUCAUUUAGAAAAGUAUGAUGUACAGUCGGGGAAAGCACUAGCUACAAAUAUGUGCAGGGCUUGUCUCCUUAUACAUAUCUUUCAUCGUUUCAAACUGCCUGGAAAAUAUCCAGGUGUCCCUAUUUUACAUAUGAAAAAUUCCCAUUCUGCUUGCACAGAAAAAUUCCUCUCGCAGAUUUUGUCGCUCUGCCUGGAAGUGUCGCACCUAAUUACUCUUAAAUCACUGAGCUGAAUUAAACCCCCCAGUCAAAAUUUGCAGCUUUCUCUCCUUUCCUGGUACUUGCUAUUUAAUGAGGGAGCAAGCCUUGCAAAGGUGCUGAGCACCCUGGCCUCCUCGUCAGCCAGCAAAACAUUUUAGCAUGUGCUUUUAAGUUACAUUGACUUCAGCAGAUCUAAUCUUAAGGUUAAAUAUUCAGUAUUUUGCUGAAUAUAGAAGACCUGAAAAUGUAGCACUAUGCAGAGUCCAGUAAAAUCCACUGUGAGCCUUCUCUGUGGCGAGUUCUGCUGCAGAUAUUUUAACUGCGUUUAUAAUAAAAAACUUCUACAAAGAAUAGAUUUUUAACCUCAAACACAGAUGAUUAAAAAAGUUUCUUUUUUUUUAACUUCUUAACUUCCUCUUCCAAAUAGCUCAUUCCUCUCCCUAGACACCCUCCUAGUUUAAGAUUGGGCAACAAAGAAAUUUGUGCAGCUGCACAAACAUCUCUCAGCAGGGCUGGAAUAUUUCCUGGGCAACAUUUGUUAAAAAAAAAAAAAAAAAGCCAUCCAAUUAAAUUACUUAAUUUAUAAAUAUUGCCAUGCAAUUUAGUAAAUGGAUAUCAUCAAAUAAUCAAAAUCAUAGAGCUGCCAAGACCUGGAAUGUUGUAAUACAAUUGCACGGUCUCUGCUAAAAACACUUGCAAGCACAUAUAUAUUAUCUGGGACUUGAUGGACCCACGAACGCUUGUACUUCGGACGAUUUGAACUGAUGUGCGUAGUUAUAUUUAAUAUACAUUUGUAUGACAAAUACCCAGAGUUCCUCCUUCUGCUUUCACUUAUGCAGGUGUAAAUCAGGAGCAACGCUGAAGCUAGAGGAGAAAUACUGAAUUACAAAUACAUGCUUUUAGCGUUCCCUAGCUUUUCACACUAACUGUAGGCCUCUUGCCUUGGCUAACAAAGGCGCGCGGCGUUGUUGUCACACUGAAAGGAGAGGCAUACCUGCAUAGUUCCUCGCUUUGUCACCAGAUACGAAUGCUGCGUGUGAACUUUCACAGGCUGAGGCACGCACCUACAGCAGUGAAAAGAAAGUUGUUAGUACAUAUUAGGUAGCACAGUACAUACAAGCAGGCCAACACCAGGAAAAAAAAAAGGCCCAACACUAAGCCUUCCCCCUUCCCUCCUCCCCGAGUAUUAUAACUUAAUUACCCAAAGAGGCAUUACAGCUUGAUGCCUUCCAACCAAAGAUAUUAUGGAGGCUACGGCCACAAAGGAGGUGCAGGCUACUUUCAACUAAGGUUUUGUCAUCAUGGCUGUUACCGAUUCAGCUUCAAAAUAGACUGUACACAGCUAUGUGGAAUUAGCUUUUAAAUAUGUUGUAUAAGCAUGGCCUGCAGAAGACCUGCAAAGAAAGGGCUUUCAGUAAUAAGCGCUUUUUUUUUUUUAAGUUAAAGUUUAAAUUAUUUCAUUUUUCCUAGUUGGCAAGGAUAAAUUCAUCUGUUCUUGCCUCCUCUCACCUUUCAAAUGGGUCUGACCAAGAAGGGACUUGGUAAUUUCUUAGCUCCUCUUCAGUGACAUUUGAUGAGACUGUAGAGAAACAUGCUGUCGUGUUUUAUUACUGUCAUGCCACUUUUCUACUGCUCUUAGAAGUAGGCCGCUAUACAUGCCAUGCCAUGCCAUAAUUUUUUUACCCUUCAUUUUAACAUAGCCCAUAGCUACAAAAGGGGGAGAGCUUAUCUGGGGGGUUAUUUUUUCGUUUUUAACUAAAAUAAAAAACAAGUAAAGCCACAUUCAUUAUUCAUGUAAACAGGCAUAGCUCCAGUGGAGUUUAAAACCCUCUUGGACUUAACCUUUAAAUAUGGGUUUAAAAAAUAUUGAUAUUUUAAAUAUGAUUUCUCAUUAAUGGAUGGGUUCACUGCCUUGGCAUUUGUAUGCACGCAUGCACGUGUGUGUGUGAGGUUCUGUGUCACUUUUCUUGUUGACAUGCACAUGCCAGUAUCUGUGGUUGUGUGUACC